Messenger RNA from Fomitiporia mediterranea MF3/22, 729 nucleotides. RefSeq names its product endocellulase. Gene Ontology annotation, molecular function: cellulase activity. Gene Ontology annotation, biological process: polysaccharide catabolic process. Lineage: Eukaryota; Fungi; Basidiomycota; Agaricomycetes; Hymenochaetales; Hymenochaetaceae. The transcript is spliced from 9 exons. Bases 1 to 729 code for a protein of 242 amino acids. The record is from RefSeq and is a predicted model, not a curated record.
AUGCGCUCUCUUCUUGUACUUUCUGGUCUCUCUGCAGCUGUCAUCGCCCAGACAAUCUCGGGCAAGUUUGAUUGCUUGCCCGCGGGCAACUUCAACCUUUGCCAGAACCUUUGGGGCGCGAAUGCUGGAGUCGGAGGCCAGAACUCAACACUAAUCAGUGCAUCGGGAAACACUGUCUCCUGGGAGACCCAAUGGACUUGGGCUAACAAUGAGAACAGCGUUAAGAGCUACGCAAACGUUGAGUCAUUGACUGCGAAGGGUGUUCAGUUGUCAAACGUUGCAUCUGCUCCGACAAGCUGGAGCUGGACGUACAAGACGCAGUCCGAAGGUAUACGCGCUGAUGUCUCUUACGAUAUCUGGUUCGGCCAGGCGUCGUCUGGUACUCCGGCGUCUUCGGCAUCGUCAUACGAAAUCAUGAUCUGGCUUUCCGGGAAAGGAGGCAUUCAACCAGUUGGUUCUCAGUCCGUGACGGGAAUCAACCUUGCGGGACACAAUUGGAAUCUUUGGAAGGGACCGAAUUCCAACUGGGAGGUGUUGUCGUUCGUCAGCGCCGAUGGCGACAUUACGGAUUUCAACGCCGAUCUUAACGAAUUCUUCACUUAUCUCACUGAAAACCAAGGGGUGUCUCCAAGCCAGUUCCUGCAAUCAAUUCAGACCGGCACUGAACCAUUUACCGGUAACGCCGACUUGCUCAUCAACAGCUACUCAGUUUCAGUCACAUCGAAGUAA